Molecule: messenger RNA, 2019 nt
Organism: Arxiozyma heterogenica
Lineage: Eukaryota; Fungi; Ascomycota; Saccharomycetes; Saccharomycetales; Saccharomycetaceae
Gene: ASH1
Product: DNA-binding transcription repressor ASH1
Exons: 1
Coding region: 1-2019 (672 amino acids)
Biological process (GO): regulation of DNA-templated transcription
Molecular function (GO): zinc ion binding; sequence-specific DNA binding
Source: RefSeq, a predicted model, not a curated record
AUGCAAACAUCUCUUUCAAUUCAAACGAAUACAUCUAAUAUUCCGAUGCUUGAGAACCAUAUAAUAUCAUCAUCGUCUUCACUCUCGCAGAUCCCAAAAAGUUGCACAGUGUCACCAAAAUUAUCAUACUCUCACAAUGAGUUAAAUAUUAAAAAAUCAUGGACUGCCCCAACCAGUCCAAUUCGCACGUAUAGAUGCAACAUCCAAAAUAAUAACCAGUAUCUAAAUAAACAUUUAAUGACUCCACAAUCUUCCCCUACAUUUCUAGAAAAUUCAUCUUUACAGCUACCUGAACUUCAAUUAUCACAAUCCAACGUUUCAAACCCUGGAAUCACGAAACAAAAUGUAACUUUGCCUUCUUUGAGACACUUGCAAUUACUACCUGAUCCAAGAAUACAAGAAAAUUCUUAUAUCUACCCAGAUACGUCAGAGAGAACUCCAAUGUGGAGAAAUACUCUUUUAAAUUGGUGCAAAACUGAGAAAUAUCAUGAUUAUCUAUCUAUUAAAGAACAAAAUAUCAAAACUAGAAAUUAUUAUACUGCAAAUAUCCCAAAAAUGAGGACCACAACCACAAAUACAAUAACUACAUCUAAUACUAGUACCAAUGCAAACAUGACUACAGAUACUGGUUUAUCGAAAGUCUUCAGCACUUCUAAUGUCCCAUCAAUUCUGCAAAGCAAAGACCCAUUUUAUGGUCUUUCUAACAAACCAUGGGAGUUUCAAAGCCCUUUAACACCACCAAUGUCUCCCGGAAGAACCUCCCAACCAACAUUUGAUAAAAAACACAAUACUACUAACCAAAAGGAUAAUCUAAGUAAUGGUACAAAUAACCAUGAUAUAUUUAAUCCUAUUAUAAGUGAAAAGUUGAUUCAGUGUAUCAAAAAGCAACAAAUAAUUAAUUCUAAUCGAAUCAGCAAAUCGACAUCCUCUGUUAAUACUCAUAAAAAAACAAACAGUUUUAAGGCAUUACAGAUAAAAAAAAUGUUAAUGGAUAGAGACGUAUUAUCUAUCAAUUCAAAAAAAAAUUCAACAACCAUUGACAAUAACAAUAAUAAUAACAACCAAUCUAAAAGUUCUUCCAAAAGUAUUGUUAUUACUAAUUUUAUCACAUCAUCCACCACUACUGCCACAACAAAUGAAAAAAUCAAAAACAACGAUCAUAAGAAUGAUAGUAAUGUAUUUAUGCCUGCAAAUGAAGGCACGACGAUUACUGCUACUACCACAUUACUAUCUUCUCCAACCUUAAGUCCAAAUGUAUCAAGAUCUGAUUCUCCCAUCAGAAGAAAAAAAAACAAAGAUAACAAGACACCUAACAAUAAUACUUCAAGAUCACGUUCUAGAUCACAUUCACCAGUACGUAUUGUUAACUUUUCUAAUACAACAACUACACCACCCCCACCUCCUUCUUCUUUACAAUAUAAUCAUAAUAAUAAUAACCAUAAUUGUCAGAAAACUAAUUAUUCAUUACCACGUUAUCAUACUUUUUCCUUAAGUGGAUCAUCUAGUCCUAUUUACUUAACACAACCCACCAAUCAUAUUGAAGAUAACAAUUAUUGUAAGACUAUUCACAACAAUCAUAAUACUAAUAGUUAUGGUAACAAUAUCAUGUUGUACUCAACCAAUUCAAACAAAAAAAUAUCUUCCAAAGCAUUACCGAGAUCGUUUUCAGCACCCAAUUCCACAAACACUUCUCCAUUAAGAGGCAAAGAAAGACGGAGUUCUCACACUACUACGAGGAAAUGUGUUUCGUGUAAUUCCCAGGAUUCUCCUUGCUGGAGACCAAGUUGGUCAAAGAAGAGACAACAUCAAUUAUGUAAUUCUUGCGGGUUAAGAUAUAAGAAGACAAAAACGCGUUGUUUAAAUAUGAAGUGUAAGAAAAUCCCUACAAAAGGUGAAUUAAAUAUAAUGAAAUCACAAGGUAAAACAACAGGUACCGUAGCUAAUAAUCCCGACAUAAUUGGUCCAGUGGUUGGGUAUCGUUGUUUGUUCUGUAAUUCAAUCACAGAAACUUUGGAUUAA